CUGACCGAGGAGCAAAAAAAAUACGCGGAGGAGCACGCUUUGAAGAAAGCCAAGAAGGAGAGGGGCGACAAGGAGGAGGUGGAGGAGAAGAGCACGUUCCACGGGAAGCAAGAGAAGGACUAUCAGGGCCGGUCCUGGAUUGCUCCUCCUAAAGACUCCCUUAAUCCCGUGCCGCCCACGCACUGCUAUAUUCCCAAGCGGUGGAUCCACACGUGGAGCGGGCAUACUAAGGGCGUCAGUGCUAUCCGGUUCUUCCCCAAGUACGGCCAUCUGCUGCUGUCGGCAUCAAUGGACACCAAGAUCAAGAUCUGGGACGUACCCAACACGCAGAAGUGCAUGCGCACAUACAUGGGUCACUCCAAGGCUGUUCGAGACAUCUGUUUCGCGAACGACGGGCUGAAAUUCGUCUCGUGCGGUUACGACCGUAACAUCAAGCUCUGGGACACCGAGACCGGGCAGGUCACGGGGACGUUUUCCACGGGUAAAAUACCCUAUGUGGUGAAAUUACACCCGGACGACGACAAGCAGAACAUUUUGCUGGCCGGGAUGAGCGACAAGAAGAUCAUGCAGUGGGACACGCGGUCAGGGGAAAUUACCCAGGAAUAUGACCAGCAUUUGGGCGCAGUCAAUACAAUUACGUUUCUGGAUGACAACAGGCGGUUUGUAACGAGCAGCGACGACAAAUCGCUGCGUGUGUGGGAGUUUGGAAUCCCCGUUGUCGUCAAGUAUAUCAGUGAGCCGCACAUGCACUCCAUGCCUGCAAUAGCAGUGCAUCCCAACAAGGCUUGGGUGGCAGCUCAAUCCUUGGACAACCAGAUCAUCGUGUAUGGUGCAAAGGACCGAUUCCGACUCAACAGGAAGAAGCGGUUCGCAGGACACAUCAUUGCUGGAUACGCCUGCCAGGUCAACUUCUCUCCAGAUGGCCGGUUCAUAAUGUCGGGCGACGGAGAGGGCAAGCUGUGGUUCUGGGACUGGAAGACAUGCAAGGUGUUCCGUACAGUCAAGUGCCACGACUCCGUGUGCAUUGGGUGCGAGUGGCAUCCCCUAGAGACCAGCAAGGUCGCCACAUGCGGCUGGGACGGACUCAUCAAGUACUG
Molecule: messenger RNA, 1097 nt
Organism: Closterium sp. Naga37s-1
Lineage: Eukaryota; Viridiplantae; Streptophyta; Zygnematophyceae; Desmidiales; Closteriaceae
Source: the annotation of a GenBank genome assembly